Parnassius mnemosyne (clouded apollo) is the source of this 690-nucleotide messenger RNA. Lineage: Eukaryota; Metazoa; Arthropoda; Insecta; Lepidoptera; Papilionidae. The record is from the annotation of a GenBank genome assembly.
AUGAGUAAAGCCGAUGUAGUAAAUGAAAUUCAUAGAAAUGCUAGGGUGAAUUUCCCACGUAGAAAUGUUAUUACGAAAGAUAUAGAUUAUUUAUGGCAAGCAGACUUAAUUGAUAUGCAAUCAGUUACUAAGGAAAACAAAAACUUCAGAUUUAUUCUUACCGUCAUUGAUACAUUUUCGAAAUACGCUUGGGCUUUUCCAAUUAAUACUAAAAGUAAAGAGGACAUAGGCGAUACUCUUAAUAAUGUUAUUUACGAAUACAAUCACACUUAUCAUCGAACUAUUGGUGAAAUUCCAGCCAAUGUUAACAAUAAAAGUAAACAACAAAUACUACAGAGAUACCUUAUAUUGGUAAAGAAUGAUAAUGUAAAACGUAAGUUUAAAGUAGGUGAUUAUGUGCGUAUAAGCAAAUAUAAAGGUACAUUCGAAAGAGGAUAUACUCCAAAUUGGUCGACAGAAAUAUUUAAAAUUCGAAAAUUACAGAACACAAUUCCAACCACUUACUUAAUUGAAGAUACAAUUAGAGGUCAACCAAUUUUAGGAGGAUUUUAUGCGCAAGAGCUACAAAAGACUAAAAAUCCAAAUAUAUAUUUAUUCGAAAAAGUUUUAAGAAGGAAAGGAAAUAAAGUUUUAGUAAAAUGGAUAGGUUUGUCUUCUAGUGAAAACAGUUGGAUCGAUAAGUCAAAUUGA